This is a messenger RNA of Exophiala bonariae, 471 nucleotides long. RefSeq lists its product as uncharacterized. Gene Ontology annotation, cellular component: intracellular membrane-bounded organelle. Gene Ontology annotation, biological process: vesicle-mediated transport. The transcript has 3 exons. Bases 1 to 471 code for a protein of 156 amino acids. The record is from RefSeq and is a predicted model, not a curated record. Lineage: Eukaryota; Fungi; Ascomycota; Eurotiomycetes; Chaetothyriales; Herpotrichiellaceae.
AUGACUCUCCAGACUCUUGUCGCACGGCAGUAUUACGACACAUGCUACAACUCCCUCGGACAACCCUACCGGUGUCGUAGCUCAUGGAACAAUUGGGGUAGAUGGGUCGCCCUAGGCGUCAUCGUCUUCGGCGCAUUCCUCCUCUUUUUCCUGUGCAGUUGCUUCAGCGCUAGAAAGAGACGUCGCGCCGGUCGCCAACCAUUUUACGGUACGGGUUGGGCGGGUAAUACACCUUUUGGGCAUGGGCAGGCGCAAUACAAUCCCAAUUAUCAGACACAGCAGGCCCAACCACCUCCUACCUACAAUCAGACCCAAAAUCCCGGUGGCUACUAUGGUGGCGGUGGUGCAAAUCAAAGUUAUUUUGGCGGACAACCGAACGACGUUGAGAUGAAUGCGCCCCAGAACACCUACAAUCGUGGAGGAGACUCUGGCUUUGCACCACCACCAGGCCCACCCCCGAACAAGGUCUAA